This is a messenger RNA of Elgaria multicarinata webbii, 3690 nucleotides long. Its product is annotated as zinc finger protein with KRAB and SCAN domains 7-like. The transcript has 5 exons. Gene Ontology annotation, molecular function: sequence-specific DNA binding; DNA-binding transcription repressor activity, RNA polymerase II-specific. Gene Ontology annotation, cellular component: nucleus. The coding region runs from base 168 to 2276 and encodes 702 amino acids. NCBI's taxonomy places the organism in Eukaryota, Metazoa, Chordata, Lepidosauria, Squamata, Anguidae. The record is from RefSeq and is a predicted model, not a curated record. Gene Ontology annotation, biological process: negative regulation of transcription by RNA polymerase II.
AACAGGGCUUGGAGCCAAGUGCGGAUAUUUAUUUUAUAUAGCCGGUAGCCCAAUCCUGGCUACCUUUACUCGCAGGAACCCAAGGCGGCAUACAUAAUCCUCCUGCCCUCAAUGUUAUCCUCACAACAACAACCCUGUGAGGACAGGAUGUGGAGCCACCAAUAAAAAUGGAGGACCAGAGCAGAACUGGACAAAUUCCAGGGGAGAAAAUGGAGGAAGGAGGCUCUCAGAUUGGCACUCUUGGGAAGUUUCUGUCUGUUGUUGGUCCCCAACCAAUUAAAGCGGAGGUCGAUGAGGAUGACCAAUGGCAGAAUUUCCAGGAGGGAACUCGCUCAGAAGGUGGCGAAUCACAACUGCCGGGAUCUAAAGCCUGCAAUGAUAUUACAUUUUUUUCUGCAUCGUUGAAGGCCGUUGCUAAUGUCAACCAAGAGCCUAGAGGGAAGUCGGUGUCUGAAACCCUGCUAGGCCUCCGUGGAAAAGCCCACAAGGCCUCUGAAAAUCAGGAUUCAUCUAUGAAAGAGAGAGAAGCGGUUCCAGAUAAGGAUACGAUCCACUUGGAGAUGCUGCGUCAGCGGUUCAGGCAGUUCUGCUACCAGGAGACCAAGGGACCCCGGGAGGUGUUCGGGCAUCUCCAGGACCUUUGCCAUCAAUGGCUGAAGCCCGAGAGUCACACCAAGGGGCAGAUCCUGGAGUUAGUGAUCCUGGAGCAGUUCCUGGCCAUCCUGCCACCGGAGAUGCAGAACUGGGUUAGGGAGGACAACCCGGAGACCUGCGCCCAGGCUGUGGCUCUCGCAGAGGACUUCUUGCUUUGGAAGGAGGAGGCUGAAAUACAGGAACAGCAGAUGUCAGAGCAGGCUCGGUCGGAUGCCGUGAAGGGGCUGCCCUAUACGGAGGCCGAGCUGAAAGGCGACGGAAAGCCCCACUUGCUAGGUGGUGGGCAAGAGCCUGAGAAGAAGAUGGCUCCUGAACCAGAAGAGUCUAAGAAGAUGGAACUUGCUGAAGUUCUGUUUGACAAAGGCAAAUGGGAUCUUUUCCAGUUUCCUCAAAUUGAAAACAUGCCAAAACGUCAGGAGGAAACACACAAAAAUGAGGGAAGCUACCGAGGGCGGAGAGAAGGGAAGCGUGUUUGGGAGAAAGAUGGCAGCCAACUCCUAAACAAAACCACCUUCCAGGACACAACAGAGAAGGAGAAGAUGAGCUCUGAUUGCCCCAAAAGCUUCAGCCAAACCCGUGACCUUCUCAAGCGUCAGAAAACACAAAGUGAAAACAAGUCACACCAGUAUACGGAUGGUGGGGCAAGUUGGAAACCAGUCCCUCAGCAGGAGAACGUCUGGACGGGAGAGGAGCCCUAUAUGGAUUGUGGGACUAAAUUGAGUCAGAAAGCACCAUUAAGUAAUCCUCCCAGAAUCCCUAUAGGGGAGAAACCAUACAAAUGCUCUGAAUGUGGACACAGUUUUAGUCAGAGCUCGGAUGUUACAGGAGACGGUCUUUAUAUAUGUUCCAACUGUGGAAAAAGCUCAGUCCUUGGAAAACAAGAGAGAAUGCACAUGGGAAUGAAACCGUCUAAAUGCUCCGAAAGUGAGAAAGGAUCCCCUCAGCCCUCUGAACUUCAAACAGGGGAGAAACCAUACACGUGUACAGACUGUGGGAAAAACUUCAGCUUUAGGUCAAGCCUUGUUCGUCAUCAGAGACUCCACACUGGAGAGAAACCAUAUAAAUGUUUAGACUGUGGGAAGAAUUUCAGUCAGAGCUCAAACCUUCUUAAUCACCAGAGAAUUCACACAGGAGAGAAGCCAUACAGCUGUUCAGACUGCGGGAAAUCCUUCAGUAACAGCUCGAGCCUUACAUCACACGAGAGAACCCACAGAGGAGAGAAACCUUACAAGUGCUCCAGCUGCGGAAAGAACUUCAGCUGCAACUCUGUUCUUAGAAUCCACGAAAGGAUUCACACGGGCGAGAAGCCGUACGAGUGCUUGGAGUGCGGGAAAAGCUUCAGCCGGAGAGAAUUCCUCAUUGGACAUCAGAGAACUCACACAGGGGAAAAGCCGUAUGAGUGCACUGAAUGUGGGAAAAGCUUCAGCCAGAGAUCGAACCUUAUUAAUCAUCAGAGAAGCCACACUGGAGAGAAACCAUUUGAAUGCUCAGACUGUGGGAAGAGAUUCAGUCAUAAAGCGUCCCUCCUUAAACACGAGAGAAACCAUGUGCACGGCCCCAAAAUGGGAAAGGAGUCAGCUGUCCAAGCUACCUUGCACGUGACAGACGUGGCACACACAUAGGAGAAGAAACCACAUCCGUGGGGGAGAGUUCCCUUCAACUACUCUUGGCCAGCAGAAAAUCCACACACAGUCGAGAAAUGACACAUUGUAAGAACUGCAUCAGUUUGAGGCCAGCCUCUUGUUCAACCUGAAAGGACCUAUUAUUAUAAGGAAGAGAACCCAAACAAGUGUGCAGAGUAAGAGAAAGCAUCAAUGAUAGGCCACACUUCCCCUUAUCAUUCCCUCCAUUUCUGGGGGUACAAAGUGCUUACUGACUGGUGGGGGGGGGGAGAAAUGGAAAACCAGGUAGGAGGAGGAAUGGAAUGGAGUGUCCUGGAAGAGGGCAUAGCUGACUGGAAUGCUGAACAGAAGCACUCCAUGCUGCAGCUUUUUGUUGCCGGUUUGACUAGUUUUCUUUAAAAUUAAUCCGUUGCCUUUCAAAUCUUUUGAAGUGCCCAACUGAAGUGCCGACUUCAGGCCCAAUAUUCCCUGUUCCUUCAACCCUGCCUGAUCUCUGCACCGGUGGCAUUGCUACCUGUGAGCCACAUCGCACCGGUUCUGACAGAUCUUUGGCCUGGAACUGUGACUAAACUGUUGCUGUACCACCACGAAAAGGGUCUAGUAGCUAGAGGAAGGCAGCACCUACAGCAGCAGUUUCAUAGCCUCUACGUGUGGAGAGCCAGGUGUGGCGUGUUUUCUGUAAGGCCCCAGUAGAAGCUGUCCCUCCACAUACAGUGUUGCCCUUGGGACGACUCAGUGAAUUGGUCCAGUUAAGGGGCGCAAAAAGAGAAUUGGGUGCAUGGGCAAAUGACCUUCCAGCAGGCUUUCUGUGGUCUGGGUGCCUUCAGUGGGUGUUGCCCCGGGCACUGACAUCAUCAUCUUUCUCCGUGCUAAGAGAGGCUUGGAGUCCCGCACUGAGAGGGGUUCGGCGUUCCGUACUCCUUUGUGUGGGGAAAGGGGCUCAGCCAGCACAGGGAAGAGCAGCUGCAGAUCAGAUCAUCGGGGAUUCUGGUUGCUCACGGAGACUGCAGGCCGCAUGAGGCACCUCCGUGGACUGCAGGUUCCUCAUCUUUGGGCCGGGCCUUCCAUGCCCAGUCAAGACCCUCCGUCAACUUAUUUUUCAAGCUUCCUGGCUUUCAUCCUUCCCAAACCUCUCUGCACACAGGCUCCUCUCAGGCAAAACAGGCCCCAGCUAGGUGUGAACAGGCACGCUAAACCACAGCAGGGCUGGCGGAAGAGAAGAGGGUUUAUACCAGGGCCUUCUAGCAGCCACACCACACACACACACACACUGUUUUCUUUUGUGUCCAGAAUUAUGGAUGUAGUGUUUUUAUUUAAUUAUAUCUUUAUCCUGUCAUUUUUCCAGGGUGGGGUACAUGGCUCUCUUUCACACUCCUUCGAUAUUGCCCUCACAACAAUCCUGGGAGGCACAGGU